AUCGGGGCUCUCGCUCUUCCUCUUGCAUCAUCUCGACGCCUUCAUCUGUCCAUUCGAACAUCCCUUCCCACCCUGCACUCAGCAGGAUGAUGCGUCGUGGUCACUGUUCCUAGUUUCCGCUUUGUUUUCUGACAGUACGAGUCUGAAACCUUCUGCUGGAUGUCUUUGUGGAUCUUGCUGCCCAGGCAGAGGUUCCAUUACGCUCUCCUUCCAGUCCAAUAUGCCGGCCACUACCAUGGCCCCCCGAAUUCUGGCUCCCAGCUCGGCCAGGUUCGCCACCCAAUUUUCAUACGAAUGAUCUCUAAGCUCGCAGUGGCGAACCAACUCAAUUUUGUUGCGCCAAUCCACAUUUCCUGUCCCUCUUUAGCUACGGUGUGUCGCAGACAUAUAUCCAGUCGUGUUACCACACAUCCCUGUCGAUCGUCUAGGCCCGUGACGGCAUCCGCUCAAACCUUCGUCUCCCCAAGGUUACUUCCAGCAGUCUCACGCGCUGCCUCCAACGACACCCUUCCCACAAUGGCAGAUGAUGAAGUCAUGCGAAAUGGGGUAGAUGGUAGUCCCAACAAUGAGGUACAAAAUGCCGAUCCUAAAGGUACUCUGGAUGCCAGUGACUUAGGAAAAGGUUCACCCAUGGAUCCAGAGUCAGACGAAGAUGUACCAGUUGAGGCCGAGGAGCUUCAGGACGCUCUCACACGGGCGCCGCCGGUCAACAGCAGCUACCUACCCCUCCCUUGGAAGGGACGACUAGGUUAUGCAUGUUUGAAUACGUAUCUACGAUAUGCGACCCCGCCCGUUUUCUGCUCCCGGACUUGCCGCAUUGCCUCCAUCCUGGAAAACAGACAUCCACUCUCGGAUCCUUCGCAGGCCCCUCAUCCGACCAAGAACCGUCCGGAUCGUGAUCAGCCCGCUGAUGUCGCACGCGGUCAGGCAUAUGUUGAGGCUAUAGGCCUCACCAAUGCUCGCGAUCUCGUCAAAAUGCUGCGCUGGAAUGACCGCUACGGAAUCAAGUUCAUGCGAUUGAGCAGCGAGAUGUUUCCAUUUGCGAGCCACAAGGAGUACGGCUACAAGUUGGCUCCCUUUGCCUCUGAAGUACUGGCAGAAGCUGGUCGUGUCGUUGCCGAGCUCGGUCAUCGCGUGAGCGUUCAUCCCGGUCAAUUCACGCAAUUGGGCUCUCCUAAAGACGAAGUAGUGGAAAGCUCCAUUCGAGAUCUGGAAUACCACUCGGAAAUGCUCCAGUUGCUCCAGCUGCCACCUCAACAGGAUAGGGAUGCUGUUAUGAUUCUGCACAUGGGCGGCGUCUUUGGUGACAAAGAAGCCACUCUUGACCGGUUUAGAGAGAAUUAUCGAGGCCUAUCGCAGGACAUCAAAAAUCGGCUUGUUUUGGAGAACGACGAUGUCAGCUGGUCGGUCCACGACCUCCUGCCCAUUUGUGAAGAACUGAACAUACCCCUGGUACUCGACUUUCACCACCACAAUAUCAUCUUUGAUUCGAGCCAGCUCCGCGAGGGCACGCUGGACAUCAUGUCCUUGUUUGAUCGGAUCAAGGCGACAUGGACCCGGAAGGGCAUCACGCAGAAGAUGCACUAUUCUGAGCCAGAACCAUCUGCCAUCACGAACCGCCAACGUCGGAAGCAUAGCCCCCGGGUCUCCACUCUUCCACCGUGCGAUCCCACCAUGGAUCUGAUGAUCGAGGCCAAGGACAAGGAGCAAGCUGUUUUCGAAUUGAUGCGGACAUUUAAGCUGCCGGGUCACGAACUUGUCAACGAUAUCAUUCCUCACGUGCGUAAUGACGAAAACAGGCCACAUAAGCCGCCGAGGAAGACCAAGAAGAACGGGGGCUUUGUGGAUCUGGAGGGACUGGUCCCACCUCCUCAGACUGUCCCUGAAGAAGAAGUGGGCAUGGGUGGUCCGGAGGGACGGGUCUACUGGCCUCCUGGCAUGGAGGAAUGGCUUCGACCGAAGAAGAUUGUUCGCACCAAAGCCAUCCAGAGCCCUCGCCGCACUCCUGCCACAAAGAAAGUCGCGGUCGAAAAUGGCGAUUCUGUACCACAGGAAGAACCGGAUGGAAGCGCGCUAGCUACGCCGGUGUCAAAGAAGAAGACGCCUAAUGUGAAGAAACCGGUCUCCAGGAAGCGGAAAGCUUCUCCGGCGACUACACCGUCAGCUUCAGAUGAAGAAGCACCCGAAAUCCCUGAGAGGCCGGCUCUUAAGCGAUCCCAGAGCAGUGGUGUUCGUCGAAGCCGACGAGCAAAGAAGGUGGACUACGCCGAAGAUGAAGACUCGGUCUGAUCAAAGAAAGUACCAUAGCUCUUGGCUACAACUGCGCAUUUCUGUGGGUACAUUGGUCAAUUCUCCUCGGCGACUGAUCGUCCUAUUCCAGCUCUGCUUUCUGAGACAGCGCAUGCAAUAGCAGAGCACUUCGACUGCCUCAGGUAGACCUCAGUAUGGUCCUUGCAUAUGACGGCUUUCUGCCAGUGCUGGUUGGCUUAGACAGCCGUCGACACAGCUCGGUGACAUAUGCUCAUAUAUAAUACCUCUGUCGAUAGACUAGUUGUAUGUACACCUUGGGAUAUAUAGAUAGAUGGGCUUUGGAAUACUGCAUGUUAGCUGGGAUUGCCUACUAUAUGCAUAAUAUGACGCGAUCUGUAAAUAUAUUGGCUGAAUCGAAGCGAAGUAAUAAUGCUUCUGGCAAAUGUCAACAGUGUCAGGAC
Messenger RNA from Aspergillus welwitschiae, 2711 nucleotides. RefSeq names its product UV-endonuclease UVE-1. The record is from RefSeq and is a predicted model, not a curated record. The transcript is spliced from 2 exons. NCBI's taxonomy places the organism in Eukaryota, Fungi, Ascomycota, Eurotiomycetes, Eurotiales, Aspergillaceae. Bases 160 to 2289 code for a protein of 709 amino acids. Gene Ontology annotation, cellular component: mitochondrion; nucleus. Gene Ontology annotation, molecular function: endonuclease activity. Gene Ontology annotation, biological process: mitochondrial DNA repair; nucleotide-excision repair; response to UV.